AGAACGAAUAGCAAAAAUAUGAAUGGGAUGUUCAUGUAAGGGAUAUUGUCAAAGCAAACAAUGUGGUUGUGUGAAAAAAAAUUCUUCAUGUAACGAUUCCUGCAAGUGUAACAAAUCUGCAUGUCACAAUCAAAAUGAUACACAAAAUGUAAAUCUUGUGAAGAAACGUACAAAGUCUCAAAUUUCGAAAUCCGUAGAACGGCCUCUUAAUGAACAAAUAAAUAAUAAAAAUGCUGAGCACUUAUAUAGCCCGAAUAGUCUAGAAAAUAUGUUUGAUAAGUUCAGUGAUUUAGAUUUUAAGAAUAUAACUAUUAAGAUUAAUGUUGAAAGUCCGAGUUCUUCAGAUUCGGAUAAUGUUUUUACUCCAAACAAAGACCUAAAUAAAGAAAAUGAGUUUCAUGUGCAAACUAAAGGAGUAGGUGUCCAAACAAGACGUCGGGGUAAAAUGCUCAGUGUGCCUUCGGAAGAUAAAAGACAGGUACGAAGCUCUUUAAAUACUUUUGAUUUCUUCCUUUGAUCA
This is a messenger RNA of Orussus abietinus, 520 nucleotides long. Its product is annotated as chromosome-associated kinesin KIF4-like. The record is from RefSeq and is a predicted model, not a curated record. The coding region runs from base 23 to 517 and encodes 164 amino acids. Lineage: Eukaryota; Metazoa; Arthropoda; Insecta; Hymenoptera; Orussidae. The transcript is spliced from 2 exons.